Molecule: messenger RNA, 1824 nt
Organism: Macrosiphum euphorbiae (potato aphid)
Lineage: Eukaryota; Metazoa; Arthropoda; Insecta; Hemiptera; Aphididae
Source: the annotation of a GenBank genome assembly
AUGUCUAAAAACAAAUUUGUUGCACAAUAUUUUUGCGUUUGUGAUCAAUUUUACAGCCAGAAACGUCAAUUACGCAAACAUAUCAGGCUUUGCAAUUAUGCCCAAAACCCUGGUGGAAAAUGUUUUUUGCAGUAUCCAGUUUCUAAAUGUGAACUCAUUUAUAUAAAUGGUAAUCAAAACCCUAGUAACGUCCGGUCAACUGAAAGAUUCAAAUGUGGAUGUGAAAAGAGUUUUAUGUCUAAAGGCGGUUAUUACAGACAUAUAAAAAAGUGUCAACUACGUCCUAAACAACAGGUUGUAACUGGCAAAACUAAAUGUAAUGAACCUGGAUGUUUAUUGACGUUCAAGUACAUAAGAGACUUUCGACAACAUUUAAAUGAGAAGCACCAAAUACAAUUUGAUGUUGAGGACAAAAAAUUUGAUACAUAUUCUGACUUUUUAAAUUGGAAAGUUAAUUAUGAAUCAGAAACUUGCAGUUGCUUUUACCAUCGUAAAAAUUUAACACGCAGUGGGCGUAGAGUAGAAUAUUGGUAUUGCAACCGUUCAGGUAGUUACCAGAGUGCAUUACAAAGUCGAAGGCGAAAGUUAAAAUCUCAAGGAAUUCUUAAAAUAAAUAAUAAUUGUACAUCUUCAAUAACUCUAACUGUAAAUAAAAUUGAUGGAACUGUUCAAGCUGUUAUACACCAUACACAUUAUGGACAUGAAGCCGAACUUAUACACUUACGAAUCCCUAAAAGUGAUAAACAAGAAAUAGCUUCUAAAUUAUUACAAGGUGUCAAUAUUGAAGAUAUAUUGUCAUCAUUUAAAGAAGAUCGAUUAUCUAAGCAAACUGAACGAAAACAUUUAAUAAAACGAAGAGAUAUAUUAAACAUUUCAAAAAAGUAUAAUGUUAAUAUUAUAUUGCCCAAAGUGCAACCAUCAAAAAAUAAAACAAAUUAUGAACUGGUUCAAAAAGCAGUUGAACCUCCUGUUAUAGACUCGUUACCAAAUACGACAGAGUCUAACAAAAGACAUUUUAUUUCUUCUCAACUUGCAUUAUCUUGUGUAAGACAAAUUCAUGAAAAUAUUUGGAGAAUUUCUAUGGGAAAUGUUUUAGUUUCAACAGUUUCUUCCAACAGUUAUAAUCAAGAAGUUUAUUAUGUCACUAAAAAUGACGUGGUAUUAUGUUCUACUAAUUAUUGUGAUUCUUAUUGUAACUAUUGUAAUAUUUGCUACCAUGCAUACUCUUGUACUUGCUCAGACUUUUUAUCAAAAAAAAUUAUUUGCGAACAUGUUCAUUUAACUGAAAUAUUUCAAGCAAAUCCGGAGACUUCUCAAAAUGAAGAUCAUAGGGAAAGACAUGUAUAUGGAAAUGAAGAUCAUACAAAGUAUACUCAAAAUUACACAGAACCUCCUAAUUCACAAAAACCUAUUCAAAAUGGAAACCAAGAUCAUACAAAGUAUACUCAAAAAUGCACAGAACCUUCUAACUCACAACCUAUUAAAAAUGGAAAUCAAGAUCAUACAAAAUAUACUCGAAAUUACCCAGAAUCUUCUAUUUCACAACAAUCUAUUAAAAAUGUUAAAUUAUGCAAUCACUCAGAAAACAAUGACAUAUAUAAACUAAAUAUGAGAGCAGAAAACCUUAAAAAUGUAAAAACAAGAUUGAAAAAAUUGAUGAUGAAUACAUUACGAAAAAUUGAUGAAUGUAAUAACAGUGAUUUAUUAGAAAACUUGGAGAAACAAAUUACUAAUAUAUCAUGUAAUUUAGAAAGAGAAUUAUUAGAAAAUGCUACUAAAAAAAGAAAUGAAGUACAAAAUAUGUUACCAGAAAAAAAAUAUUGA